GACUAGUCGAAAUUCGAUUCGUGGACGGAAAGCACGCCGUGAGUGUGCUGUGCCUUGCGCGAUCAUCUGUCUGUGUUUACGAAGCGCGAGUGCCCGAUAAACUUGAGUUCAGUGCGCUUGUUCCGUCGUCAUUUUCGUGUUUACGAAGGGUUUAUCCCGAAAUUUAAGUUGUGCAAUCCUUCGGAGUGUUUUGUGAUAUGAUACGUGAUUAAAUGCUGGGACUAUUCACCAUCACCAAUGCUCGAGGUUUUUAAAAGGCGCUGGAAACCCAAAAGGGCGUCCAGCAAUAAUAAUUACAAAGGGGAUACUAUUUGCAACAAAAACAUAUCAGAUCCGGUGAACGAUGUCACGAUUGAAAAACUCCUCUCAGCACCAACCUCCAUCAGGCAAAUCCACCCUCUGGAAGAGGAGAAAACGGGGCUGCGAGCGUACUCUAGCGACUCGGUGAAGAGGCCGACGGCGCCGAGCUGCAACGGAACGCUCCCUGGCGGGGACUCGCCGUACUUGGCGCCCAACAUCUGCGUGGAGGGCGGGAGGAUCGAGUUCAUCAAGCCCUCGCCGGAGGUGCAACCCCCGCUCCCGAUGACGAUGACGAUCCCCGCGCCCGACUACAGCUCCCCGCCCUCCUACUCCCUCCACGACGAGAAGGAAGACUGCAUCAAGGAAUGUUUGGAAGUUCGCAUUCUGGAGCUGGAGGAAAGUUUGGACUUGGAGCGGAAAGCCGUGCAGAAGGAGCGCCAAAUCAAUGCCAAACUUCAGCGGCAACUUUCGAGGGCGGAGUUGGCGCAGCGGGACACGGAGCGGGAACGACGACUGCGCCGCGAGUCCGAGGCCAAACUCCGCUCCACCGUCGCCGAGGCGGAGCGCUAUCGAGCCAAGCUCAACAACUUGCAAAAGGAGUUCUCGAGGAUGGAGGAUACGGUGCGGUCAAUGCUGGAGUACAAGUCUCGCUGCGAGCAAUUGAAACAGGCCAAAGCUUCUCUCGUUCUGUCGUAUGAAAAUCAAAUUCAGCAGUUUCAAGCUGCUCUGGCCAAACUCAGCUCGGAGAAUGAUCGCCUGAAACGACAGCUCAGAAAUUUAGAAGCAACAAAUAAUGAAGAAGUACAGCGAACAUUACUUGAGAGGCUACAUACUCUGGAAAGGAAAAAUCUGGAUUUGAUGGAGGAGGCAGAAAGACAGAGGAAACAAUAUGAGCAUUACCUUGAUGACAUUGCCAGUCAAGUAGUCAGAGCGCUUCUUGCUCAGAAAAGUUUGCAGGAAGAAAUUGAAACCUUACACGCUCGGUCAAAGGAUCUAGAGAGUCAAAAUCAAACUCUGACUUCUCUACUUCUUCGACAAAUGGGGCAUCCAGCAACCAGGAGGAAUGCUAAGUCAUUAGCAAAUUCAACAACUAAUUUUGUAUCUCUGCCAAGCCUAGAAACCAGCAAAAGGCCUCAUAGCUUGGAUGAAUCACAACUAAAAGAGUUGGAGGAAGCUUUAUGGUCACCUAUCCACCGACCACAUUCUUUGAGCUUAAAUAUCACUACGCCUAACCUUAAUCAUGAAAGUAAGAAAGAUAUAGAAAGUCCUGAAAGUGGCAAUCGUGAUGAAGGGUACUCGACAAUGUCUAGUGAUAUGCAGGGAAUUGUAGAAUUGCCAAAGAAAGGACUGGAGGAGGUGAAAGAGGCUUCUGAUGAAACAGAAAUCAUCGAUUCUACGUUUGCUGACAAAAGGCCUUUGGAUUUCAAAAAACCUGACAUCUUAUUCAUCCCGUUAAGUUUGUCUCUGAAUAUCAACUCUCGGCAUAGUUAUCCCCCAAUGAAGGAUUUCCUCCCUUACCAUCACAUCAUGCGCAGUUUCUCCGAUUCGCAUCUCUGCCUCAAAUUCACAACUUCUCCUUCAGCUCCGAUGGUGAUAUCAUUUGACACUGUUUGGGGCAACAAUAAAAGGUCUAACUUAUCAGUUGAUGAUACGAUUUCCUGUGAUAGUUUUAAUGAUUGGUGGGAUACUGACUAUAUCCAACAGUGGCUAAGGAUAGACGACACAAGGAGCGCGCUCCAGCAACGGCUCUCCUACAAUCCGAACGAUAUUGAAGACUGGUCAAUGGAGCAAGAUGAGACUGAUUUCCGCAAGAAGAACCAAUCUGCACCAAAUAAUUUAAUGCUCAGUUUACCAAGUAUCCAAGAAAGUUCUGAUUAUCUCGAGUUUAUGAUUGACGAGGAUGGUGAGGAAGAAGAUCAUCUAUGGACUGCCGAAAAUAAAUAUUUCAACGAAAGUGAUGCUAAAUCUUACUGGCCGAAUUUUUCUUGUUCAGCCAUUUCGCCUGUCACAAAUUCAUGGUCCAGCAAUGAUACCAAUUCAGAUGAAUGUGGGCAGAUGUAUAAUGACUUUGAAAGCAAUGAAGGCCUCUCCAAAAGAUCUUCAGCCGUUUUGAGUACCGAUAGUGGAGAUUCCUCCGUCAUUGGAACUGACUUUACCAGAGAUUUCUAUAGGCUAGUCAAGUUUGAAAGCACGAAGAGUCUCACCUCUUUAUCAUCAAAAAGUCAAACAAACGAAUCGCAGAAAAGUGCUGAAAGAAACAUCUCGCUCCCACUGACGCUCGAUGAAGAACAAAUUUUGAAAUCUGCAUUCAGUGUCAUGGUAGAACAACAACAACCUAACCAUCAAGACCCUAGGUUCAAAGAGACUGUUUUAAAAAGUGACUUUUCUACUUUCAAAGAUAAAGCGAGUCCUGUUGCAUCCUUCUCCAACAUUGAAAUGCCACGAAGUUCCAACACGCCUCAGCUCUUUGAGCCUCAAAUUGCAGGCAAGAGGACUGAGCCUAUUUUAUCUACUGAUGCUGGAUUAGACGCCCUGAACAGUAUUAGACAUGAUGAUAGCAAUAACUUUAUUUCUAGUGGUCCAAGUACAGCCUGCUCUGGAAGGCUCAAUUCAUUUCAGUCUUUUAGCUUGCCAAAAAAUUCAUUUUGUCGGAGGAGUCCCAUGUUUAGCAAAAGGAAACGUCCUGUGAGCGUUGAAGUUUUAAUGAAUGAUAGCCUUUUACCAAAUAAUAGUAAUAGUGUAGGAGAUAAAGACCUUAAAGCAGAUCAUAGUGAUUCGAAAAAUAAUCCCAAAGUUCCCAAAGAAUUAGAGUUUAGUUUAGAUUUAAAAGUUCUCCCAAGAACCAACAGUGAUAAUUUUAGUGAUAGCAGUUCUGACAACGGCAAGGUAGGAAUUGAAUUCGACGACGAAGAAAUUGACUGCCUCUCAGAAGAUAGUUUAUCUUCAUUCUGCCUGUCUGACAUAUCUUUAAGACAUUUACGAAGUGAUCUGACUUCGAGGUCCAGUCUGAAUACGGUGCCUGAAGAGGAGGAAACUGAAGUCGCUUCCUGUGAUACAGCAACUUCACUUUCAUCGCCAGGAACAGUAAUUUUAUCGGAGAACAGGGCAGACACCGAUACUUCUCUCUGUGACCAAAGUAGGAACAAGAUGGUCAAUUUUCACCCAUGCUCAAACUCGGAGAGACCGUAUGCCAAUGCUUCAACCGUACCUGAGCCCAUUGUUGUCAAAAAUGGCCAACGAUACAGUUUCAACGAGAGCGCUUCCUCAAAAGAUGUGAUUGAUGAGCUGAAUAGAAUGAUCCGCAAAGGAGAGGAGCUGAGUGAUGCAGAAUCAGGAAAAGGCGAGGAACGGAAAUCCGCAUCGUUGGAUGAUGCUUGUUGUUGUCCCACUGGCUGGGUUCAUGUUGAAAGAGAUAUUGAUUUCACUGACCCCAAGGCAAGGGCUAAUUUAUUGGACGUCAUGUUGGCAUCUAGACACAGUUCAUCAAGUGCAGAAGAUUUAAGUAGUUGUGAAAGUGAAGAAGAACGAUCCGAAUAUCAUCACUUGCAUAGGAUACAUCGAUCUCGCUGUCAGAGAAAAGUUGCAAUAAGAGAGCCAUUAAAAUCAUCCACAAGGGAGCCUUUGUGUGGUGUUCUACGGCAGUCAAUGUCUGUGCGACCUUCAAUCGUGGGGAGAGAUGACUUUUUCGUUCGUUAUGGAGAGAAAGAAAAGGAUGCUUUAUCGUUUUUUGACUUUCUAGAAACCAUGUCAACCACUUCAAUCAGUGCUGCAUCUUCGUGUGAAAGUAGCUCCGGACUUGGCCGCAAAGGAGGAUCAAAAUUUUUGCAGAACGAACAGUUAAAUCAACCCCAUGUAAACAAGCCUCAUCUCAGCGGCUCAUGUGCAACAAGCUACUCAGACUCCGAGUGAAUUGUCCCAUUGAUCUUAUUUUUAAGUCAUUCACACUUAUAAAUAAGCAAGUUUAGUGUACAAGCUCUAAUGAUGUUUUAAAUUAUACAUAAAGUAUUGAAAAAAGUACUUUACCAUAACAGGUUUUAAAAAGAUAAUUCUAUCAAUCUAAGAACUACUCAUUCACCGGUUCAGUUUUUUUAGUGUAAAAAUUUUAAAACAUUCUAUUAUUCCUAUCGUAUCUGAAUUAGAGUUUCUAGUCCUAUCUCAAAAAUCACUAUGUAAGCACUGAUGUGUAGAGUAGUGGAUAUCAGUCCUCAAAUUCUCUGCUUAUAGUAGCACAUUAUCCCAGUGUGACUAUAUAUAUGUACAUAAAGCCAACAUAUGUACAGACUUGCAAAAUUCCAUAAAUUGGUGAUUUUUAACCACUGUCGGUACAGAAGAAUUACUGUCCAAGAUCUGGCAGUUUAGAAUCAUUGUGUGUUUAUUCCUGUGGUUUAUUGGUCAUGAUUUUUUUCAACCACUAGGCCUCUAGUCAUAGGAAAUCAGUCUGAAAAUUUAUCUCCGGUGUACAAAUGUCGUCAGUUAUUUAUGUAUUUUUAAAUAUUCAAAAGUGUGAUAUUUUUGUAUAAGUAUUUCAUGUUUUAUAACGUAAAAGUUCUAAGCUUUUUGGCACAUCCAUUCUUGUUCAGAUAAGAAAUACGGGAAGGAAAGUAAGACUGGGAUUUUAGGUUUUCAAACCAUGUUCGAUGCUCGGCUCUUGUUUUUAUAUCCUUAAUUUUUCCUCGCUUAAAUUCAAGUAAAUGGACACUAAAAAUCUUGUCUUAGUAGUUUCUUACUACUUAACUACUCGGAAUUUUUCAAUGCUUGCCUCCAGUUAAAUAACUGAUGCUAUCUUUAAGUAAAUAUUGCAACUGAUGAAUGAUAGUCCUACUAAAAUUAAGGCUGGUAUAUUAUUAAUGAGAAGAAAAUAUCUGGACCCAACAACGGCAGGAGAGGAAACGAUGUACUCAAGUUUUUCUGCAUUUGUUUCCAUUGUAGCAAGUAAAUAAUAAUUUUCCAGCGUUCCUCCAUACGCCUGCAUUUUUAAUGCUCUGUGGAUUCGUGCUCUAAACAACGUGCCUAAAGUCAUGGCUACUGAAAUUUUUCUCCAAAAUUGGCUGUUAUCUUGUCGGGAAGUUGUUGCAUCAACUCGUCUCUCUCUAAAUCAAGUUGUACAGUAUUCAUUAUUUUUUUAAAAUUAUUUUCACACUUAUCUUUACAAUUGGUGAUUACACCUACUAUUAAUAUUUUUCUGUGAAAUAUUAAAUUAUUUUUUAAUCUAUCUGCAUGCCAACUCACUAAAACAUGUGAGGCUCUGCGAAGAGAAUUUGUCAAAAUUGAAAUUUUGACUAGAUGUGUUAUUGAAGAUAGUUUUACAAAUACUGCGGCAAAAUAGAGAUGUUGCUCAAACAUUUUACUGCACAGAGCAAUAAAAAUCUAUUUCAUGUUUGCCUACUUUUAAACAAGCAAUUUGUUAUUCUAAAGAGAUUGCAUCCAUGAUUGGUGUAGAAAGAACGUUUGAACUAAUCUUCAUAUUCUGUCUUCACUUACGUAAUGAACAACCUCAAAUGAAGCUGAUCUCUUGUUCAUCCCUCUAGAUGUAUCCAUAACUUCCCCUCCCUUCAUAAAGUCCUUUGGUGCUGUACUAGUGUUUACUUAUAGUUUCGUUGCGUAGUUCCUUCCCCUGUUCUGCUUUUUGGGCUUGAGUUGCUUGUUCAUGAUUAUUUUCUAGCAAUUAUUUUCAUUAAAAAUGGGUCAGUGUCAUACACCACAGAAUCAAAUUCUGGUCUUAGGUAUUUCUUGGCAUGUAAAAAAUAAUGAAAAUCUUUCAAAUUUCUAAUUUCUACCAUGUAAAUUCUGAAAUUAUUUCCCAGGUAUUGUAAAGUAUGAUUAUUGACAGCAGCCACUGUGUCACUUAGUUCCGUAGUUUCUUCCUAUCAGGUUUUAUUAAGUAACAUACUGAGUAACUGAACUUAGUAGUUACCUGAGUAGUAGUUAACAUCAAACAGGCUUAGUAUUACUUUCCAGGUCUAUCAUGCUGAAGAAAAAUGUCGUGUAUGCAUUUGAGUGCUGCCAAUUUUUUCCUAUAAAAUAUGUAUUUUUAAGAAAAGCUACGAAUUUUUUAAUCUCGAAAUUUUCAGAUAUACUUGAUUAAAUGAUGAUUAAAAGUGUUUGUAAAAUUCAAAGAGGAAUACUCAGAAGUUUCUCAAAAUAUCUGCAUUUCAACAAAAUUAAAUUCUGGAACACCGCAAUGUUCAUGCAUCGCUUUUCUCUAGUUUGGCGUAUACGAGGCGUCUAGUUUUUAAACCUGCAAACCCUGUUGCUGUGUCUAAACAUUGUGCAAUCAUAUUAAUUUUGUGUAAGGGACAACCAUAAUGUAUAAUUGCUCAAAAUGUUUUUUAAAUUCAAGUUUCGUGCUUAAAUACAGAAGUUUCAAGAGAAGACAUGAACAUGGGGGCUUUUUUCUUAUUUCAAUAUGAAAGUGUUAUGAUCACAAAUUUUUUAGACAGGGCAAUAGAGAUCGCUGAUUUUGCAACUAGACGCCUAAUAUUUUAUCAUGGGAAAAAUGUUAUUCAUACUAGAUAGAAAUUCGGUGUUCAGAUCAAUGCCUUCAAUUUUUGCCGAUCUACAAGGAUUGAAAACUUUAUUUUGUGCAGUAUGAAACUGACCCAUUGCCUCAAUGUCUUUCUACUUUUAUUUAGAUAAAUUCCUUUGUUGACUGUUUUGUUUCUCAUAAUUUGUUCACGCAUGAAAUUUCUUGUUUCUGUUCUUGUUCUUCAUUUUACCCAUCAUUUUUAUUUUGUCUUGCCUAGACACUAAUCAAGCAAUAUUGUACGAUUCAGCCGCCACCUCUACAUUGUAGAUGUGUCUUGUGUCAGUUUGUUCUCCGGAAUAUUUUUUAUGUACAUAACUUUAUAAAUAAUCGUAAGAUAUUCGCACUGAGAGUUAUUAAGAGUUUCCUAGUCUGUGAAUCAUGGUAGGAUUACUUUUAAUUAUUUCAAUCUCACUAUGUUGUACCCAAGUAUUAUUUAAAAUACCUCAAUAUUUAGCAAUCGUCAUCUCUAUCACCGCUUCAAGUAUGUGAUGAAAAUUUAAAAACAAAAAAAAAAUUAUUUCAAGGUUAAAAUUUCCCUUCCUAGAAGCAGAUAAACCUUUGAGAAAUUUCAUAAACACCAUUAAUUGUUAGGUACUUGUAUUUUAAAUUUCAUGAGGCUACGGCUCUUUUUGAUUUGGUUGCCACUCAGAUAGAUCUAACUGUGCGGUUGAUUUUUGACAAACACUCAUUUGAGUACUUCUUUCUUCUCUCUCUGUCUCUCUCUCUUUUUUCUCUUUUCUUUGUUUCCUUUUUUCUGUAGCAUUUCUUUCGCAACUUUUUCUGUAUCUGAAGGUACGAUGAGAGUCCUUCCUUAGGGAGCUAAGAAACCCAUAUUUUUGAAGUUUGCUUUCAAAUGUUUCUCUGUUCCAUCACAGAAGUUGUAAAAUAAAUAUGUUUUCAAAUUAAAGCACACUCUGUUCUGAUACUUUUUUAUUCUAAGAUCAACGCAAAACCAAUGUCAGAUCAAGGAAUUGUAAAAAACUUACUUACCGUCAAAUAUCUAAACAGAUUGAAAAUAGGUAUUUGUGUUUUUAUAUAUUGUUAGACGUUUUGUUCUGUAGAGCUACCUCAAUAACUAAGAAUAUUAAAUUAAAUUUUUCUACAAAAGAUAA
Molecule: messenger RNA, 7938 nt
Organism: Bemisia tabaci
Lineage: Eukaryota; Metazoa; Arthropoda; Insecta; Hemiptera; Aleyrodidae
Source: RefSeq, a predicted model, not a curated record